Messenger RNA from Mustela lutreola (European mink), 2335 nucleotides. It is a transcript of the gene PEX2, whose product is annotated as peroxisomal biogenesis factor 2. The transcript is spliced from 5 exons. Lineage: Eukaryota; Metazoa; Chordata; Mammalia; Carnivora; Mustelidae. The coding region runs from base 498 to 1415 and encodes 305 amino acids. The record is from RefSeq and is a predicted model, not a curated record. Gene Ontology annotation, molecular function: zinc ion binding. Gene Ontology annotation, biological process: protein import into peroxisome matrix. Gene Ontology annotation, cellular component: peroxisomal membrane.
UUUCUCAGACACUUCCGGGUCCUGCGUCGCUCCGGAAGCCCGCGAGUUCCGGAAGCCUGGGUAAUCCAGGUUCUGCUAGGAGAAGCCAAGCUUCCCAGAAAAUGUCUCAGAGAAAGUUACGUGGAACGGGGGCGUUUCGCAGACUCCUAAGGGGUUGGGGUAGCAUUCAAUCUGUGAUUUGAAAUCUGUUCUGAAGAAGAAUUCCUAUAUAAAUUUCCUGGAGGCACACAGGGGAGAGACAAACCAAACAGACAGCUGUUUUUCACAAGAACAGCUCUUACUUUUCCCUUCUUAACUGCCUGUGAAUAAGAUUUAUUUAUUUGUCAGAGACAGAGAGAAAGCGUACAAGCAAGGGGAGCAGCAGGCAGAGGAAGAAGCAGGCUCUUUGCUGAGCAAGAUGCUGAUGAGAUACUCAGAUCCCAGAGUCCUGGGAUCAUGGCUUGAGCUGAAGGCAUAGGCUCAACCAACUGAGCUACCCAGAAACCCUCCAAGAAGACAUGGCUUCCAGAGAAGAGAACAUGAAAAGGAUGAACAGAGUGCUGAGAAUAAGUCAGUUGGAUGCGCUUGAACUGAACAAGGCCCUGGAGCAGUUAGUUUGGUCCCAGUUUUCUCAAUGCUUUCAUGGAUUUAAGCCAGGGCUGUUAGCCCACUUUGAACCAGAGGUGAAAGCAUUACUGUGGCUUUUCUUGUGGCGAUUCACCAUCUAUUCUAAAAAUGCCACUGUGGGACAAUCCAUUUUGAAUAUUCAGUAUAAAAAUGAUUUUUCCCCAAAGCUGAGGUACCAGCCACCAAGUAAGAAUCAGAAGCUGUGGUAUGCUGUGUGUACAAUUGGCGGGACGUGGCUGGAAGAGCGCUGCUAUGACCUAUUUCGAAACCGUCAUUUGGCAUCAUUUGGGAAAGCCAGGCAGUGUAUAAAUAUCAUGGUUGGACUUUUUAAAUUAGGUGGGCUCAUUAAUUUCCUGAUUUUCCUUCAGAGGGGCAAGUUUGCAACUUUGACAGAACGUCUCCUAGGCAUUCGUUCUGUAUUUUGCAAGCCCCAAAACAUACGUGAAGUUGGCUUUGAGUAUAUGAAUAGGGAACUUCUCUGGCAUGGUUUUGCUGAGUUUCUGAUUUUUCUCUUACCACUUAUUAAUAUCCAGAAAUUGAAAGCUAAGUUGUCUUCAUGGUGUAUUCCUCUUACUGGUGCUUCUAAUAGUGACAAUACGUUAUCCACCAGUGGCAAACAGUGUUCUCUGUGUGGAGAGUGGCCCACCAUGCCUCACACCAUAGGAUGUGAGCACAUCUUCUGUUACUACUGUGUUAAAAGUAGUUUCUUAUUUGACGUGUACUUUACUUGUCCUAAGUGUGGCACAGAGGUACACAGUGUGCAGCCACUAAAAUCAGGAAUUGAGAUGUCAGAAGUGAAUGCUCUUUAGAAACUAAGAUUGUUUCCUCUGAGGAAAACUGUAUUAUGUUCAAAUCCUUAAUAUUAGUCAUCCUAAGCAUACUGUUUAGGAGGGGAUGUGCUUCUCAGCCACUGUCUUCUAUUCCUUUGCAAGUACGAAAUUCUAAUCACUAGAAACCACAUGAUUCUGUAUAUAUUAUGCACACAGUAAUGUAUUACUUUUCUUUAAAUCAUUGCAUUCAGUUUUUAAUGUUGAGAAUAAUGGACAGUUUUUGUCAGACUACUAAAAACAUUCUCUCAUUUUGCUACUUCCUAGAAAGAGGGUAGAUUCUAAAAUGAUUUCGGAGACUUGGGAUGAGUGUGUAUUUAUUUUCAAAGAUGGCAUUAUAACGUCAUAAUCUGACAAUGAUAAGACCCUGUUGUUUUGAGACUUAAGAUCUAGUGCCCCAGUUGUAAUUUUAAGCUACUCUCCAAAACCUGUUUUUAAAGGAUUCAGUUGGCUUCCUUCUUAGGCAAAAUAAUGGCCACCAGGAGCUCCAGACUGAUGUUUUGCCGGCUUUCUGAUUCCCUGGGAAUAAGAGCUUCUUGCGUAAUAGUUCUGGCUAAAUCCAGGACCUCUUUGACUUUGGUCUGCCUGGGAUUACACAUUUGUGAGCCAGGACAGAAAAGUACUAAUCUUUAUUACUAGAUGUAUACCUCGUGGACCCAUAGUAGGAGAGAGGCAGUUCACCACAGGAAAGUCAGGUGCCAUUGUAAGAGUAGUGGAUGGUGGGCAGGUAGAAACAAAGAUCCCUACUAGAGUCCAUAUUUGCCUUUUUCAUAUCAAAAGUCUGUAUGUAUUCUUUGAUUUUGCCAAUGAUCUAAGUUGAUGAGAACAUAAGUAACUGAGUGGUUGACUUAGAUUAAAGAUUUAAAAGGAUUAAAUAAAUAAAUAUUUUGUUAUACCAAUAA